Molecule: messenger RNA, 7945 nt
Organism: Klebsormidium nitens
Lineage: Eukaryota; Viridiplantae; Streptophyta; Klebsormidiophyceae; Klebsormidiales; Klebsormidiaceae
Source: the annotation of a GenBank genome assembly
AUGGACGCCCAACGGUCACCGGGCGCUGGGGAGGGGCGGCAACCAGACAAUGCAAAGUCACCGUCUCUCAGAUCUCGGCUUUUUGCUCCAACUGCAGCAUCUAAGGCCAGGCGGGGAAGUACCCCAGAGCCAGGAGGUUUUGUGGAUCUGUCUAAGAGCAGCGCAGAGUUAGCAGGACCACCUUUGUUUGAAGCCAAGGCGGCGAAGCCGAGCCCUACUGUUAGAAAACCUAGCAAAGCAGCCACAACGGGGACUGAUGACCAGUUGGCGUCUCCCGUGGGUUCUCAUAAGAACAAUGCCACAGAGGAAAGUGGGGCGUCAACUGACAAGGUGAAUGGUGGCAAGCACAUGCAAGCAAAUGGCAGUGCAAACGGGCAUGUGAAUGGUACGAAAGUGGACAGAUCUGAAAAGGAGGCGGCGGGAAAUGGUGUAAAUGGUGUAAAAGGGACAUUUGGCACAAAUGGCAACGGGGAGCUGGGCAUGUCCACAGGGAAGCCUGCCGAGCGUGAUCUGGAGAGUCCGAAGAAGGGCGCUCAGCCCGUACACAACGCUAGCAACGCCGUGCCUGACGCUAAUGCAAACAAGACCAAGAAGGUCACAGGUGCCAGUCCUACAGGGCCUAAGAGCGCCGCUGCCACGCGGGGCGCUUCUCCCGCUCGCAAAGUGAGGGCGCCGUCGCCUGCCAGAAACGCAGGUGCCCCGCAAAAUGCUCUGGCGCGCACGAGGUCGCUUGACGCGGCUCCUCCAGAGCGCGCUCGGGGCCGCUCACCUGCACGCCCAAAUUCUGACCGGGGGAGCCGGGGAUCUUCCCCUAGUCCCAGCAGCGGCCCCCGGAGAGCCUCUCCCAGUCCCAGCCGGAGGCCAGCAUCGCCAGCGAGGGGCAAUCUCCACUCCCUAAGUUCUCCCACGCUCUCCUCGCUCGCACGGAGGAACUCAGGCGAGUUCGCUAGGGCGAGUCCUCGCUCUGUCCUGCAGUCUGCGGCGCCGAGCCCGCGGCUCUCCUGGGGCAUGCCCAGUGCGAAGUCCCAGGGGAUGGCCUCGACGAGGAAGGCCCUCGGAGUGGACAGCGAGAGCUCGAGCAGCAGCGAGAACGGCAAUGCUGCGAACAGGCGAUGGUCUACUGGACGGGCGAGCGUCCCUGGGUUAACGAGGCCGGCAGGGUCUGGGGCAGGGACGGGCUUGCUGCGAGGGAACAGUUCGUUUGCGGGGCCGGAGGAUCUGCAUAUCAGUCCGGAUCUGAAGCUGGACCUCAAGGGGAAGAGGAUCCGGAAGCUUAGCUCGUCAGCACUCAGCCCAAAGCUUGAGUGGGUGAACCUCCGUGAGAACAAGUUGCAGUCUUUGGAGGGGAUUGACAUCUUGAAGAGGCUUAAGGUACUGCACCUCUCUACGAACGAGCUCAAGAGCAAGGCCCUGGCGGCCCUGGCGCCCCUCCAAAGUCUGCAGCAGUUGUUCCUGUCUAGCAACCGCCUCACGACUCUGGCCCCCCUGCCCAAACUCCAAGCGCUGACGUUCCUGUCCGUCACGCAAAACGAGAUUACGACCCUCGAAAUGGCGUCCUUCCCGCGCCUUCACACCCUCAUCGCCAGCAAGAACUACAUCACCUCGCUCGCUGACCUGCCCCACCUGCCGGCACUCACAAUUCUAAAGGUAGACGACAACCCAGUUUCAGAAGACCCCCUAGCCCGUACGGUGGCGAUGCUGCUGGUGGGGAAAACGCUGAAGCGGUUCAACGAGCAGGAAGUGGAGCCGGCGGACCACUUCGAGGCGCUUUCUUACCCCCCCCACAUGGCGGCGUGCAUUCGGAGCGGGUUCGCACUAACCCCUGAGAACAACACUCCAGAGCACCUGGGCCGUGCCCUUCUGACCGUCCAAAGCCGCGCCGGGCUUCCCCCUGGGUACGCCCUAUCAGCCGCCUCCAUCGAGCCGCCCUGCGAGGGAUCCCCCUGCACGGCCACGUUCGAUUUCCAGUACACCGGGAGUGAGGCGAAGCGGGCGCCGCUUCAGAAGCGGUACCGCUGGCUGCGAGGCUCCCGGCAUGACGUCACGUAUGACGUCAUCGAGGGGGCGACGUCAGCGGUUUACGCGCCGGACCCCGAGGACGUGGGGCAGUGCCUGAGGGUGGAGUGCACGCCCACGCUGGGGGGGAUUGCGUUUCCGGCCGUCUAUGCGGUGUCGAGCGAGGUGGAGGAAGGCAGCGGCAUUCCUGCCAUCUCAGACAUCCGGGUGGAAGGCGAGGCAAUCGAGGGACGGACUCUGCAGGGCAGCGUCCAGGUGUCGUGGAACGGAGCGCAGCCCGGGAGGGUGGUCAUCAGUUGGUGGCGGUGUCAAGACAGUGCGCACCCGUUCACCAUCCCGGACGCAACGGGUGCAGAGUAUACCCUCUCUGCAAAGGACAUUGGCCAUAGCGUAUGGUUCAUGUGCCUGCCAAUCGCAGCGGACGGGACGAAAGGGGAGGCGCAGUUUGCCCAGACGACAACUGUCCAACAAGACGUUCCGAGGGUCACUGGAGUGCAGCUUCUUGGCGAGGCUCUGACGGGGAAGAAGCUGACGGUCCAGGCUACCUAUCAUGGCGGAGAGGAGGGGGGCAGUGUUCUAGAAUGGUUCUCGCAAGACCCAGCCACUGGCGCGCUCACCGACCUGAAAGUCCCCAACAACUCCCGCGAGUACUCCCCCUCUGAUUCCGACGUCGGCCGCAAGAUCGUUUUCCGUUACACCCCGGUCAACUCCGAAGGCCUUCCAGGCGAAUUCGUCUCCGUAACCACCCCUAACCCCGUCGAGCUAGCGCCCCCGGAGCUUGCUGACGUGGCAAUAACCGGCAGCUUGAUGGAGGGGGGCAAAGUUGCGAUUGCGUCACGCUACACCGGGGGGGGCACCGAGGGGGAAACGCGGAUCCAGUGGCUGAAAAGCAAGUACCCGAAACUUUACGGGAGUCUGGGGGACAGUGCGGUGAUCGAACUGGGGGAGGUGACGACGGAGAAGGAGUUACCGAUCCCCGUGGAUGCGAUCGGGUGGUUUUUGGGCGCGAAAGUGACGCCGGUUCGGGCUGACGGGGUGCAAGGCGCGCCGGUGUACGUGGCAGCGGCAGAGCCUGUUGUUUUGCGCCCCCCCAGCGUGAUGAGCAUCAGCAUCGACGGGACGCUGGUCUGUGGCGAGACGGUCGUGGGUUCCUACGAAUACGCCGGCGGGAAGGAAGGCUACAGCCAAAUUGCUUGGUACCUGCAUCAGGACGAGGUAGACCCCGGGACUCUGAUCCAAGGUUCCGUCGGCCAGAAAAGCCGCCUGCUGACACGCAAGGAAGUGGGCAAGUUUAUUUCGUUCCGGUGCGCACCUCGGCGAGCGGAUGGGGCGGAGGGCCAAAUCCAGAGCGCCAUGAGCCAGGAGCGGGUCAAGCCACUCCCGUUGAAGCUGGCGAAGCUGAGCGUGGGCGGCGUGCACAUGGAGGGCGAGGCGCUCGUCGUGCAGCACCACGCGCCGAGCGAGCCGGAGCACCGGGACGACUGGGGCAACUACUUGCAAGAAAUGACAUAUCAAUGGUUCCGUUCCGAGCCCGGCAGCCGCUCCACCUUCGCCCCCCUCCCUGCCGCCACGUCAGCAGAGUACCGCGCGACCAUCGACGACGUAGGGCGCGUCUUGCGCUGCGAGGGGCGCGCCAAGGACGCGUUCGGGCGGUUUUCUGAGCCAGUCCACGUGUUUUCGGGGCUGAUCGAACCCGCGCCCCCCUCGGUGACGAACGUGAGGUUGGAGGGGGACGCGGAGAGCGGAGCGCUACUGCGGGGGCUGGGAGACUUCAGUGGGGGGGUCGAGGGCGCGAGCCGGUUUGAGUGGUUCAGGCAGGACUACAAGGACGGUGCGCUCUACCCCCUCAACGUCCCCAACAACUCCCCCGAGUACAUCAUCCCGGAGUCCGAGGCCGGUCGCCGCAUCGUCUUCAAGUACACGCCAAUCUCAACCGGGGGUAAAGUUGGAGAGCCCGGUUUCGCGACGAGUCCGAUCAUCGAACUCGCGGCGCCGAAGGUCGCGGGGCUCGCGAUCGUUGGCUCGCUUCUGGAGGGGAGUCGGGUGGCGGUGAUUGGAAAGUAUUCGGGCGGGGGCAAGGAGGGGCAGAGCGAGGUGCAGUGGUUCAAGUCGGAGGAGGGGACGGUUGGAUCGGGCAUGGAGGCGAUGCCGCAGUUUGACAAUCGAACGGAGUUUAUCAUUCCCGCAGAGGUCGUCGACUUGUAUCUGAUUGCCAAGUACACGCCCAUCCGCAUCGAUGGGGAGAGGGGGGAGCCGUCGUUCGUGGCGUCUAAAAGCACCGUACAAAGCCUGCCCCCGAGCGUUGUGUCAAUCCACCUGGCUGGAGAGAUGCAAGCCGGGGCUACCAUCACGGCAGAGUACAAGUACGUUGGGGGGCUAGAAGGAGUCAGCCAUUAUGGCUGGUACUUACACGAGAGUCCCAGUGCGCCCGGUAACCUCAUUCCUGGGUCCAUCGGCCUAAAGGAACGCUUGCUCACAACGAAAGAAGUUGGCAAGUAUCUGUCCUUUUCGGUGACGCCCCGGCGGAAGGACGGAGUGGAAGGGGAGACAAAGGCUUUUGUCAGUGGAGAGCGGAUCAUGCCAGAGCCGCUUCAGCUGCGGGAGUUGACCAUAAGCGGAGAGCCAGUGGAAGGAGAGAAGCUGACGGCAGUCCCGGUGCUGCCAACCGAGCGGGAAGAGUGGGACAAGUUCAAAAAGGAUGUCGUCUUCCAAUGGUAUCGCUCCGCUGCGAUCGGGAGCGGCAACUUCGAUUCUCUGGCCGGCGAGACGUCUAGUUCUUACUCCCCGACCUUCGACGAUAUUGGACGACGAAUCAAGUGCGAGUGCUGUGUGGUCGACAAACUGGACCGGACGUCGGGCGCGGUGGCUGCCAUUACUGAGCCCGUCGAAGCAGCUUCUCCCUCCAUACGAGACGUCGGAUUCGACGGCAAGCACAUGGCGGGGAGCACGAUCCGGGGCAUCGGUUCGUACUUUGGGGGAAAACAAGGCGCCAGCCGAUACGAGUGGUUCAGAGAAAACAUUCGGACGGGCGAGUUCGAGCCCCUUCACGUGCCUAACAACGCCCCCGAGUAUGUGCCCGGCAAUGAUGACGUCGGACGGCGCAUCAUGUUCAAGUACACGCCCAUCAACUCGUACGGAAAGGCUGGGGAGACAGUCACAGUGACGUCAGAUCCCGUCAAACCAGCACCCCCCCGUGUCGUUGAUCUCUCCAUCCGGGGCACUCUGACGGAGGGCAGCACAGUUACGGUGCACGCAUUUUACGUGGGCGGAGGGGAGGAAGGCCUGAGCCGCAUCCAGUGGUUCAAGUCGCGGUCGCCGUCCACCGGAGGAAACGACCUCGUCGAACUUGGGCCGGUGCAGACGAAGAGGGAUCUCGUAGUUCCCCCCGAGGCGGUUGGUUGGUACCUCCUUGCAAACUACGUCCCCGUGCGUUCGGACGGCGAGUUCGGCGAAGCAGUCCAAGUGGUGUCCGCUCGUCCGGUGACUGGGCUUCCGCCGAAGAUCACGUCGAUCCAGCUGUCGGGGGCGUUUUUCGAAGGGGAAACGCUGCGGGCAGACUACGAGUACUCGGGGGGGUACGAGGGAAACAGUGUGUAUGGGUGGUACGUGCACGAGAACGAGCAAGACCCCGGGGUCCUCAUCCCCGGCUCCGUCGGCCUCAAGGAGCGCCUGCUGACGAAGCGUGACGUCGGCAAGCUCGUCUCGUUCAAAUGCACGCCCCGACGAGAAGAAGGUUUGGAAGGGCCCAGCAGAACGGCGAUGAGUCCGGACAGGAUCGCGGCAGCCCCCCCAGAAUGCAAGAAUCUGCGAAUCGUGGGGUCGCCCGUGGAACACGGGGUGCUGCGCGCGGAGAAGGAUUACGUGGGGGGGUACGAGGGGGCGUCGAUCUACCGGUGGUAUGUGACCCAGCCCGGCGAGGUGCAGAAGCGCAUCGAGGGCGCGACGACGUCCAGCUACAAGGUGCGCUCGGAGGACCUGGACUGCAUGAUCAGCGUGGCGUGCACACCGGUGCGGAUCGACGGUGUAAAUGGGGACCAGGUCUGGGCCAGCCCGGUGGGACCUAUCGUGGGGGGCCGGCCGUUUUUGGGGCAUCUAGAGAUUCAGGGGAGGGCGGUGGAAGGGGAGGUGCUCAGCGUGCACGCUGGGUACAAGGGGGGGGAGAAGGGCGCGUGCAACAUCGUGUGGCACAGGAUCGAUAACAGCGGGGCCGAGACGGAGCUCAGUAAAGAAGAAACGAUCACUCUAAGUACCGAGGACAUAGGCUGCCGUAUCCGGGCUUCGUAUACCCCCAUAAGGGCGGAUGGCGUACAAGGAGAUGAAGUAUCGGCAACAACGGAUGUGGUCGUAGAAGGUAACCCCGUCGGCGUGAGCCUCCAGGUGCCCCCCCUCCAAGAGGGCCAAGAAGCAGCCCCCGCCUACAGCUAUUCGGGGGGCAUGGAAGGCUCCAGCGAAUGGGGGUGGUAUCGCUCAAACGAGGACCCCCAAUCUUCCGGGGGGGUGUCGGCCGACGAAAUGUCCAUGGAACUGUUAAAAGUGGGUUCGACCCGGGUUUACAACCCCACGGUUAACGACGUCGGUCACUGGUUGCUGGUCCGGUGGACCCCGGUCCGACGAGACGGCCGGCGGGGGAUCCCCCUGACUGCCACGUCAGAGGGGCCGGUCCACCCGGGCCCGCCGGAGGCGGUCAACGUAACCGUGGUGCAAACCGGGGAGCUAACCCUGCAAGGUUCGGCGGUGUACCGGGGCGGGAAGGAGGGGCUGUCGCAGUACAGCUGGCAGCGCCAGCUGGCGGACGGCACCCGGGAGCUAAUCAUUGGGGCGUGCGAACGAGAGUACACAGUAAGUGAUGACGACUUUGGGCACGGUUUAGUUUUUGGUUACAUCCCGGUUAGGGCGGAUGGGGUGACGGGGAUCGAAAAGUUGUCGGAACCGGCGCCGGCGAUCUUGCCCCCCCUUUUGGUUGCGGUGCGCGUGGUUUUGAAGGGGAAAGCGGAGGAGCGGGAGAUUUUGGGCGCGGUCGUGGAGGGUCCGGCGGACGAGCGGGGGGCGGCGCUGUGGGAGCGGUUCAAGAAGGAGGUGCAGUUCAAGUGGUCGCGAUUGGAAGAUAACGGCAGCAAGAGUCUGCUGCGCACCAGCACGAUCAACGGCAUGUACAAGGCGCGCUUCGAAGACGUCGGGCGGUGCCUCGAGUGCGAGUGCAGCGUGAUCGACAUCUGGGGGCGCAGCUCGCCCCCGCUAUCCGUCACGUCUGAGAUUGUUGAGCCAGGUCUGCCCCUGGUUGAGCGCGUGCGUGUCUACGGUCGGGAGCUGCACAGCGGGCGCUUCCUGGUUAAGGGGAACUACAGCGGGGGGGUGGAAGGCGAGAGCACCUUCCAGUGGUACCGAGCAAUUGCAGGGAGCUGGCAGCUGACGCCUAUCCUGGGCGCCAACCGGCAAAAGUACGACUCGAACGUGGACGACAUUGGGUUCAUCCUCGCUGCCAAAUACACCCCGGUUCGGGAGGACGGGGUGGUCGGUGAACCGGUCACCGCCCAAACAACCCCGAUCGCGCUCGACCCUGACGUGGCCCGUGAUGUCACCCACAUCGUGGACCAGCAGGCGCACAAGUUUGACGUCAUGAUGGCGACGCCACAGGGCCUGCAGGCGCGCACACUGGACGCCACCAGCAAGCGGCUGAAGAUCAACCGGUCGGGAACCAAAACGGGGCGGAACGUGACCGAGAUGAAGGCCAACUUCAAGCCGCCGUUCUGGGUGGAGAUCAGUUUGAGCGACCCAUACAAGGCGGUGGUAGUCUUGGAAGAAGACAAGAUGGUCGAGGUCGUGCUGCCGACGCGGCACGAGCGGGAUGUGUUCACGAUGUCGAUGCGCAAGUUUGCGCAAAAAUACCGAUAACCGGGGUUUGGAGGGUUUGGGCACUGGGAGGGUUGGG